AGUGUUUCUGUUCUAGGGUAGCUGCAGGUAGCUGGAAGCAUAGGAGCCAUCGGAUUCAGUUAUCCAGUUAUUAAUAGUCACUUGUUGAUUCUCUUGAAUAGUUCGACUGAGUUUACAUACGUACGUGGUUUUUAUUUGACUGUUUACAGCAAGCAGUGGCUGUCGGUUUUUAGUUGAGUAACUGUUAAGUCUUGCAUUGAAAAAGACGCUGCAUUUCGCGAAGUACAGUACGUAUAAAUACCAAUACUUCGAUUGUUCUGAAUAACGAAAGAUUAGCUAUCCUAAUGUGCGAGUAUUUCUUGGAACAGUGAGAGAGCUGUUUUUGGCUCUACUACGGAACGUCAAUUAUGAAUUUGAGAAACGACGCCAUGAAUGCGUCCUUUCAUUGCACAUUAGUGCAAUUUCGAAUGCGUUCAGUGUCGGGCUAUCGAAACUAACUAUACAUACAGUUUCAUACAAUAGAUUUAUUCAAUUGAAACAGAUCUCUUUUUUUCAGGGUGGCUUUCCUGAUUGUGAGUGAUUCUGCAUCCUAAGCAACAAUGAAAUACAUAGGUAUAUCGACGCCAACCCAUAUCUUUGACAUACAAGUUCGAGUCCCAGUGUGUGUAAUCCUGGGGGACAAGGUACGGGGGCCGUCUAUAAUCAAUACGCUAAUGUAACUACUUCUUUGCCGCUGCGGCAUGCAACCUUGGCUCCCCGCAGAGCACAGUGGAAUGUCAAGCCCUCCCCAACAGUCAUUGCUUACUUUCUAUUUAUCGCAAACACAGAUGCAAGGAAGUUGAGAGAGGCGAUGACAAGAUUGGGAUCCAGCGAAAUAAUCGUGAUGGAUAUAUUAGCAAAUCGUACUAAUCUACAGCGACAAAAAAUUGCUGAAGAGUAUAAAACUCUCUAUGGAAUGGACCUUAACAUAGAUUUGACCUUCAAGCUAAUUGGUAACUUUACCUUAUUACAGCUAUGAUGAUGCCACUGCCGCAAUAUUAUGCUAAGGAACUGCAUGAUUCUAUGCGUGGCUCCGCUACUGACAACCGUCUUAUCAUUGAGGUUCUCUGCACGCUGUCCAAUGAUGAAAUUAAGAUGAUUAAACAGGCUUACAACUCCAAGUAUUCAAGAAGCUUAGAAUACGAUAUCAGCGGAGAUACUACAGGUAGUUUCAAGGACCUGAUGUUCCCUCUGUUCAUUGCUGAUCGUGAUGAAUUGUUUGAUCUGGAUCCAGCGGAAGCUCAAGAAGAUGCUCGCGCACUUAUCGGGAUUGGAGACUUAAGUUUUGGAAGUAAGGAAUCUACGUUCCUUAAAAUUUUGGUUGAAAGAAGCUUUACCCAGUUGCAGCAAAUAUUCAUAGAUUACGAGAGUAUGGCUGGACAUGGAAUUGAAAAGGCCAUUGAAAAUCAAUACUCUGGAGAUAUCAAGGACCGCCUUCUUUUUGUCAUAAAAUGUCUGAGAAAUUCACCCGUAUUCUUUGCUGAGCAAUUUUACAAGACUGUGCAGGGACCUGAAAUUGAUGAUAAAGAACUUAUUCGACUAAUCGUAACUCGCUCUGAAAUUGACAUGCGCGAGAUCAAGGAAGCGUUUGUUGAACUGUAUAACGAAUCUCUGGAAAAUUAUAUAUCGGAAGACUGUUAUGGCUGCUACAAGGAAUGUCUCAUUACUCUUAUUUCUUAAAACCUUGAAUUGGCUUUCCCAAAAAAUCUGUCCGUUACACGUACUCAUGUAAUUCACACAUCAUGAGAGCUUACAGUGAUUGCCGUCGCUUAUGAGAAUCUGAAUCUGUCAUAAACUACAAAAUGGAACUUUAAAAUAUCUCAAGUUUAGUAUAUAUAUUCAUAUGCUAAGAAUAUUAGUUUAUAGUUGCAUUUCCAUGUUAUUAAUUUCUUUACUAACUUGAUUUUAAUUCAUUCUUAGUUGAAUUGAACAAAGUUGAAAGUAUUUUUAUGAUUCGUAUUCCUAAGGUGUAAGUGAGACAUAACUGUGUCAGUCCAUUUCUUUAGUGAGUCUACAAUCAAUACAUGUGGUAUUGAUCAACCAUUUUCUUGCAAUCAUAGAUCAUCCUGUGUACUUUGUCAAAUUCCAUGGGUUGAACUAAGUGCCAUUUCACAAUAAUUAUCAAAGUAAUGUUGAGGAUUUUCAUAAUUUGAAUUCAUAAAUCAGAUUUUAAUUCUGCAUUGAAGUAUUAGCUGUAUUAAUUGGUACAGAAAU
Messenger RNA from Neodiprion virginianus, 2193 nucleotides. RefSeq names its product annexin B9-like. Gene Ontology annotation, molecular function: calcium ion binding; calcium-dependent phospholipid binding. Gene Ontology annotation, cellular component: cytoplasm. The record is from RefSeq and is a predicted model, not a curated record. Lineage: Eukaryota; Metazoa; Arthropoda; Insecta; Hymenoptera; Diprionidae. The transcript is spliced from 9 exons. Bases 955 to 1659 code for a protein of 234 amino acids.